AUGAAUCUCUCAUUUCAGUUUCUUUUUUCUUUCUUCCUUUCAACCAGUUGCAUUUUAUUAACUUCUGCCUCUCCCCUUUUUCUUUUGUCUUUCACCUUCUAUCUCUCUUUUGCAAAUUCUUUCUGCCUCUAUCCCUAUCUAUCUAUCUAUCUAUCUAUCUAUCUAUCUAUCUAUCUAUCUAUCUAUCUCAGGAUUUUAAUAGGUAUUUAUGUAUGUAUGUAUGUAUGUAUGUAUCUAUCUAUCUAUCUAUCUAUCUAUCUAUCUAUCUAUUUCAAUCGGUUUAUUAUUUUUCUUUCUUUCUUUCUUUCUAAGUAUUUGCACUUUCUAUCUAUCUAUGUAUCUAUCUAUCUAUCUCAGGAUUUUCAUUAUCUAUUGAUUUUCAUAUCUAUCUAUCAAUCUAUCUAUCUAUCUAUCUAUUUCCAUCGGUUAACUAUUUUCCUUUCUUUAUUUCUUUCUUUCUUUCUUUCUUUCUUUCUUUCUUUCUUUCUAAGAUUUUCAUAUCUAUCUAUCUAUCUAUCUAUCUAUCUAUCUAUCUAUCUAUCUAUCUCAGGCUUUUCAUAUCUAUCUAUCUAUCUAUCUAUUUCCAUCGGAUAA
Messenger RNA from Acanthosepion pharaonis, 594 nucleotides. Lineage: Eukaryota; Metazoa; Mollusca; Cephalopoda; Sepiida; Sepiidae. The record is from the annotation of a GenBank genome assembly.